AUGUCAGCUAAGCAGGAAUCACCCGUCAUUGUAGGCAAAAUACGCUCCGCAUGGGGGCUGCGUGGUGAUGUAGGCGUUGAGGUGCUGUCGGACGCUCCCGAACGUUUUGCUGUAGGAAGCGUCUUGUGGCUCAAGGGCAAACCCACCCGGGUGGAGCAUGCCCGCAAGAGCAAACGCGGUGUUACCGUAAAACUGGACGCCGCCAAUAAUCGCACGCAGGCUGAAGCGCUGCGUGGCGAAGAUCUGACCGUGCUGCUGGACCAGGUGGAGCGAUUGCCCGAUGGCACGUACUAUCACUUCCAGAUUUUAGGGGUGCGCGUUCUUACGGACGACGGUGAGCAACUCGGCUCAGUCAGCGAGAUAAUCGUCACGGGCGGCAACGACGUGUAUGUCGUUCACCAAGAAGGCCGGCGCGACAUCCUGAUACCUGCGCUGCCGGAUGUUGUUCUGGAUGUCAACCUUGACACCGCCACGAUGCUGGUUGAUCUGCCGGACGGGUUAGCUUAG
Geodia barretti is the source of this 507-nucleotide messenger RNA. Lineage: Eukaryota; Metazoa; Porifera; Demospongiae; Tetractinellida; Geodiidae. The record is from the annotation of a GenBank genome assembly.